AAUUUUUCUCUCAGUCGUCGGUGCACUAAACAAGUGACUCGUGAGUGCAGAUCCCAUUUCAUUAGAAAAAUCUUCUGCAAAAAUUGUCAAUUUCGGUCUGAAAACAGUGUAAAAAGCAGGCUAAGUGAUCGGGGAACAUUUUGCAAUAGUAUUCGAUUUAGUCGGAGCCCGACAGCGACAGCUACAAUGUCGGCUCAACAAUUUUCUCUCCGUUGGAACAACUAUACCAACUAUAUAACCGGAGCGUUCGAUUCACUCCGCUACGAGGAAGAUCUCGUAGAUGUAACGCUUUGCUGCGAGGGCCGAAAGAUUCGCGCCCACAAAAUUCUGCUGUCCGCAUGCAGCGCCUAUUUCAAAGAGAUUUUCAAAGAAAAUCCCUGCCAACACCCGGUUAUCAUAUUCAAGAAUGUAAAAUACACCGAUCUGAUGUCGAUCGUGGAAUUCAUGUACCAGGGCGAGGUUAGUGUGGUUCAAGAAUCACUACCCUCGUUCCUGCACACGGCUGAGCUGCUUUCCAUUCGUGGUCUAACCGACAACAGUGGUGACUCAAGACAGCAGCAAAACCCGCAACCAACAUCGUCGUUGGCUCAGCAGAUUAUUCAAACCCAGAAUCAGAGCUUGCUAGACAAGGCAACCAUCACGACGGCUGAGUCGGUGUAUCUGACGCUGCCGUCCAAUUCCACCAUCGUACAUCAACCUGCCAAACUGCUGCAGGCUCAAAUUCAAACAGCCCCGCAAAUACUGAACAAAACCAUCAUCAAAGCAACACCGGCGGAGAUUCCCGCGUUGGCUGCCGCGGGUGCUACCAUCACCGUCCCGAUUUCCCAACCACAGCAGCAGACGAUCGCUGCGAAAAUUCAAGUUCAACCCCAACAAACAACCGUGCAACAGCAGCAAAUUCAAAUACACCAACAACAGCAACAGCAAGUUCAAGUCCACCAGCAGCAACCGCAACAGCAACAACAACAACAGCAACAACAACAACAGCAACAGGUUCAAGCCACCACGCUGCAGGAAGUAGUGGAAAGUGUCGUCAGUCAGCCGAAGAAAAAGAAAAUUAAAGUACAACAGAUUAUCACAUCAACGCAAAAUCAACCGACAGGCGCAGGCGCAACGACCACAACCGUUGUAACGGCUCAACAAGUCCCGCAGGGAACUGCGGCAGCAUCGGGCGCUACGGAAAUCUACGAAACGUCAACGGAAACCUAUCACAUUACGGCAAAAGCGGAGUCGGACGAACAGCAGCGGGCACAGGAACAUGAACACGAAACAUACACAGAAGCCGCGGCACAAGCUAGCGGUGCGACACUCAAAAUGGAAAUCCCGGAAUACAUCGACUGCGGUGAGGCAAUCAAUGCUUCCGGUGCAAACAACACGACCUACAUUCAAGAGGAAAGCUACGAACUGGUUGGUGAAAACAUUGAAGACAAGGACGUGGAUGAUGAGGACAUGAAUCAGGACGGCAUUGAAAUGGAAGCUUCGGAUAUGGAUAUGAGUCGAAUUUUCCAAGGAGCAACCGACGAGCAAACCAAGGCCAAUAUACUGCAAGAUUCUGAUUCGAUGCGAUCCAAACAGCUACACACCUGCAGCGAGUGCCAUCGACAAUUCUGCUCAAUGAACGCAAUGAAACGACACAAACUGGCGAAACACGGCGACAACAAGGUAUCCUACAGCUGCAUCAUGUGCAACGCCGUCUUCAAAACCAAGUGGUCCCUGUCGACGCACAAGAGCAAAUAUCACCGGGAUAAGGUGAUGAUUAUACCGGUCAAAUCGGACAUUUCCACGGAAAGCUCACCGUCUACGCCGACCACGACCGUAGCCUCUGCAACACCGGUUACGCCGACUGGUACGACGGCGACGACGACGACAACGACUGGCUCGUUGACCGUGCGUAAAAUCGGCCAGCUCGCUCCUACCGCCACCCGGAAGACCAUUACGAUCAGUUCCGGCGGAACUCCAUGAGGUUUGCGAACUCCGGUUGUCGCCAGCGCACCGCGCAAGCAGCAGCAGCAGCAACCGGCCGAAGCAAACAAAGAGAAAGCCGAAUAAACGCAUCGGACUGUAACGCGCAUGAGUUAUCCUCACAGUAACAGGAGCAGCAGAGCAAGGAGCUGCGAAAAAAAUCUGAAUUCAGCGAACGGUUUGUUUUUAUAAUUGUUCUAUACUGUAUUACUGGCAUAGAUUUUGUUUUAAAAGAACAAAAUAUUUCAAUAUGCAAAACAGUUGUAUCUGAAAUGUCGAAUCCAUAACACUUGGGAGUCAAAUUCAUUUUUGACACACUUUUCGACUGUUGAUAAAUGAAAUAUUUUGAUACGAUUGGCUGGAGAAAAAACUCCCAUCUUCUCCAAGCCGGCAGAAUAUUAGCGAUAAGGAAAUGUUUUAAAUUGUAAAUUAAACUUGUCGUAGAGAAUCAACGUGAGUGUAGCAAAGCAAAAAAAACUAUUUCUUAUUUUAAGUCGAUACUAGGCAGUAAAUUGUUUAUAAGUAAAAAGCUUUUU
Molecule: messenger RNA, 2498 nt
Organism: Sabethes cyaneus
Lineage: Eukaryota; Metazoa; Arthropoda; Insecta; Diptera; Culicidae
Product: protein tramtrack, beta isoform-like
Exons: 6
Coding region: 187-1962 (591 amino acids)
Biological process (GO): regulation of transcription by RNA polymerase II
Cellular component (GO): nucleus
Molecular function (GO): protein binding
Source: RefSeq, a predicted model, not a curated record